This is a messenger RNA of Ruditapes philippinarum (Manila clam), 2286 nucleotides long. Its product is annotated as protein lin-9 homolog. NCBI's taxonomy places the organism in Eukaryota, Metazoa, Mollusca, Bivalvia, Venerida, Veneridae. Gene Ontology annotation, molecular function: DNA binding. The transcript is spliced from 16 exons. Gene Ontology annotation, cellular component: nucleoplasm; transcription repressor complex. Gene Ontology annotation, biological process: regulation of transcription by RNA polymerase II; DNA-templated transcription; regulation of cell cycle. The record is from RefSeq and is a predicted model, not a curated record. The coding region runs from base 50 to 1693 and encodes 547 amino acids.
AAGUUUUUAUUUGAAAGCUGUACUAAUUUUAAUUGGAAUAUUUUAGCAAAUGGUAAUUAAAAAUAGUUAUUUCACAAUCCGAAAAUACAAAACGGACUUACCGGAAGUAAACAAACAUGUAGGUAAUUCAGCAAAAGUGCUAGUUAGUAUGAAGGAGGGUUUGAAUUCUCCUAACAAGAGAGGGCAUCCAUCUCGUAUAAGGAAGAGGAACAUGCGGUUCUUCAAUGAUGACGAGGAUACCUCCACCUCUCCGGCCAAAUCUAGUCCAAGAAAACAAUCUAGAACUUCAAGUUCUAGAAACUACGUAUCAACAGGAAAUGACAAACGUGUGGCGCAGAUAAUUGGUGUGAGGUUACGUAACCUACUAAAGCUACCGAAGGCCCACAAAUGGGUGUGUUAUGAAUGGUUCUACUCAAAUCUUGACCAACCUCUGUUUCAAGGAGAAAAUGAUUUCCAAGUGUGUUUGAAGGAGUCUUUUCCACAGCUGAAGUUGAAGAAGAUGAGGCGUGUUGAAUGGUCUAAAAUUAGAAGACUGAUGGGCAAACCUAGAAGGUGUUCUUCAUCUUUCUUUGAGGAGGAGCGGGCAGCAUUACAUACUAAACGUCAUAAAAUCCGAUUGCUGCAGCAACGUAAGAUAAACGAGGUGGGAUCUCAUGAAGAUUUGCCAGAGGAAGUUCCAGUCCAUCUUGUUAUAGGAACUAAAGUCACAGCACGCCUACGUAGACCACAGGAUGGUUUAUUCACUGGAGUAGUGGAUGCCUUAGAUACAGUACAUAACACAUAUAGAGUAACUUUUGACAGACCUGGACUAGGCACUCAUUCUAUACCAGAUUAUGAAGUCAGGAGUAGUGAACCAGUAGAGACUAUUCCUUUGUCAGCAUACCAGCAGAAGGCAAGACCCCGCAAUGUUCAACAUCGCACGCAUGGAUCACUAAUGUCUCCACCCAGAUUUAUACCUAACAACUUUACUUCUGGAUAUUCUUUGGACAAUGACCCAUUACUCAGUGGUAGCCCAUUUAAAGGACAAUUGAUGAGCAUUGAAGGAGGAACAUAUGGUGGAUUCCCCAUCAAAUUUCUUGUUCUUGUGACACGUCUGUCAAAGAUAUUAGAUAUAAAGAAGGAAUGGAUCAAACAGUUAAAGGAGAUGAAUACGGAGGCAGAAAAACGGGUACAUGUAAAUAAAUCAUACCAACAGCCCAUACCUCCAGAGUUCCAGAAGAAAUAUGCUAAUAUAGUGCUAGAGCUUGAGAAUUUAAAUAAAGACCUGAACGAGUAUUUGGUGGGUGUACAGCAAUAUUGCCAUGAUAUAGCACCAGAGCAAGGGUUGAAGCCUAUAGACCAGCCAUCAGAGGUCAAGGCCAAAGCUGAUUCUGAGGCAGCUAAUCUUGUCAACAAAAUUACAAAUAAUAUGUUCCACAAUAAAAGAUUAGCCAAAAAUGAACCAUUGAUGGAGCUGAUUGGAAAAUUAACAUCUCUUAUGUUACAGAUAAAGACAUUCUCAGAGAAUGAGUUGAAUUCCUUUGAGUUUAAAUCCUUACAAGACACUCUGACAGAGGUCAGGUCAAAAUUGGAUGGAAAUAAUAUAAAUUCUUUCAAGAACAAUGUGGAGAUUCAUAUUAACCAUGUACAGAGUGGAUUGAGUCAGAUGGGAAACCUCCACGCCUUCUCUAAUACACACUUUAAUGUCACGUGACACCCAGAUCUGUAUCAUGUGACACUUUGGAAACUAUAGUCAUGUGACUUAUACUUUGUCAGUCAUGUGACAUGUCAUGUGACAGUUAAAAUAUGCAUCAUGUGAUGCCAUGAAAUCUGUAUAAUGUGUUAUGUCAUAUGUGCAGUUAUAAGCAGAUGAUAUAAAAAAUUCUGUACAUAGUUAACUGGUAAAUGUGCAAGAAAUUGACUGAUAAGCAAAAUGGUAUGUGCAAAAAUAUAAUUUAAAAAGAGAAAAAGAAAUUGAAGAAAAACAGGUGAUAUCUUCUAAGCUCUUUCAACCUCAUAAUUUAGAGAGACCCAAGAAUACCUUAAUGGUUACAUUAGAUCUAGUAUAAUUUUCAUUUUUGUAAAGUACAUGUACUUGCCUAGUCUCAUAUACAUAUAUGAUAAUUGGUCAUUUAAAAAUACAGCCACAUGCAGGUGCUAUUUGUUAUUAAGAAAUUAAAUUAAGGAUAUUACAAUUCUGAAAGUUGUUGAAAUAGGAAAAUUUAAUGUUAUAAUGUUGUAUAAUAAUUUGUAAAUAUAAUUUAUGUACAGUUUUAUUGUAAGUGUAUAAUAAAUGAAACAUACAUA